Messenger RNA from Panicum virgatum (switchgrass), 2127 nucleotides. RefSeq names its product pentatricopeptide repeat-containing protein At2g13600-like. Lineage: Eukaryota; Viridiplantae; Streptophyta; Magnoliopsida; Poales; Poaceae. The transcript has a single exon. Gene Ontology annotation, biological process: RNA modification. The record is from RefSeq and is a predicted model, not a curated record. Bases 144 to 1838 code for a protein of 564 amino acids. Gene Ontology annotation, molecular function: protein binding; RNA binding.
UAGGAGUUCAUGUGGAGGCGCCAGUGCCUAUUACAAUUUACAACUCGCGCGCGGCCACGACCAACCACGGCCGCUCAGGCUUAACCGGUCACGGUCAGCAAAACCCGGAGGCCCCUCCGCGUGCAUCAGACGGUGCGGCCGCCAUGCCGCUGCGCGCACCACCUGCCGUGCCGCCCCUUCCCUCUCCAGCCUCCGUGAAACCCCGCCGCUUCCACGCCGCCACCCACCACCACCAAGAGCCCGUUCCUGUCCCUGCACACAGAUACACCUACGCGACCCUCCUCCAGCGCAGCGCCGUCGCCGCCAAUCCCCACCUCGCCGCCGCCCUCCACGCGGCGCUCCUCAAGCCGGGCCUCCUCUCCUCCGACCUCUUCCUCUGCAACCACCUCCUCAUCGCCUACUUCAAAUCUCGCUUCCACCGCCACGGCCUCCGCCUGCUCGACGAAAUGCCCCGUCGCAACGCUGUCUCAUGGUCCGUCGCCAUUGCAGGGCUCACGCAGGGCGACCACCCCCGCGAGGCGCUUGCGCUGUUCCGGCGGAUGCUUCUUGCCGGGUGCCCGCCUAACGAGUUCGCGCUGGUGAGCGCGCUCAACGCGAGUUCGUUCGUCGUCGGUGCCGCGGGCGCUGGCCGCGCGCGGCAGCUGUACGCUCUCGCCGUGCGCCUUGGCUUUGAGUCCAAUGUCUUCCUGAUGAACGCCUUCCUCUCCGCAAUGGUCCGUCUGGGGCAGCUCGCGGACGCGGUGCAGCUGUUCGAUGAUGCUCGUGCCCGGGACAUCGUCUCGUGGAACACGCUGCUUGCGGGGUUCGUGCGCCAUUGGUGCGUGCAGGGGUGGAUUCUAUGGCGAAGGAUGGUCAGGGAAGCUGUUGGCGCCGACGGUUUCUCGUUCAGCACCGUGCUUUCAGGACUGGCAGCAAGUGCAAGCUUGGCAAGCGGCUUGCAAGUUCAUGCACAGCUCGUCAAGAGUGGCUUUGGUGGCGAUGUCUAUGUGGGGAACUCUUUGGUGGAGAUGUAUAUGAAGUGCAAGUGCCUGGUUGACGGCACCAGAGCGUUCACAGAGAUUCACUGCAAAGAUGUUGUGUCAUGGACAGAGAUGGCCGCUGGCUGCCUACACUGUGGUGAGCCUGCCAAGGCAAUUGGCAUUCUCAAUCACAUGAUGCUGGAUGGAGUUAUGCCUAACAGUUACACAUUUGCAACGGUGGCUAAUGCUUGCGCAAGCCUCACCGAUCUGGAUGAAGGAAGGAAAGUUCAUGGAUAUGUGAUCAAGCUAGGAGAUGACUCAGAUGUUGGCGUCAACAAUGCACUCAUCGAUAUGUAUGCCAAGUGCGGGUCAGGGAACUGUGCUUACAAGGUGUUCCUGUCCAUGCAACAGCGGCCGGUUAUCUCCUGGACAGCGAUGAUCAUGGGUUUUGCGCAGAACGGUCUAGCUCGCGAGGCUGUGGAGGUGUUUGACGACAUGCUGUUGAAAGGCGUGGCACCCAACUAUGUCACAUUAAUCUGUGUUCUGUACGCUUGCAGCCAAGGUGGGUUUGUGGAUGAAGGUUGGAUAUACUUCAACGCCAUGGAGGAUAGGUUUGGUGUUCAGCCUGGUGAGGACCACUAUGCCUGCAUGGUCGAUCUCCUCGGAAAAGCAGGCCGUAUCGAGGAGGCUGAAGAGCUGAUAUCAAGGAUGCCAUUCCGGCCAGGGGUUCUGGUCUGGCAGGCAUUGAUGGCAACGAGGCUGCAGGCAGGAGAGCUGCAGAGUGUGCACUUGCGCUCGAAAAGGAUGAUCCAUCGACAUAUAUGUUACUAUCCAACAUGCUUGCCGACCGGUACAAUUGGGACAGUGCAGGGAAGCUGAGAGGACUCAUGCAAGAUACAGACAUCAUGAAGGUGCCUGGAUCUUCAUGGUUUCAAUCCACGGCUGACAGAAACCGAACUUGUAUCAGGUGAACUUCUGUUCAGUGGAAUAGAAGCAUCUGGUUCUGCAUUUGACCUGAAAGCAUCAGACUAGAGAAAGAAUCAGUUACUUUGAUCAUCUCUAUCUGAUUGGACUGGCUUCUGCAAACACCUCACUGGUAAAGGGAAGUGGCUUGUAUUUGACCAACAAUUUAACAUGGCUAUAUCUUAAUUGAGCUACACUUUGAUCA